Molecule: messenger RNA, 1568 nt
Organism: Megalobrama amblycephala (Wuchang bream)
Lineage: Eukaryota; Metazoa; Chordata; Actinopteri; Cypriniformes; Xenocyprididae
Exons: 7
Coding region: 180-1133 (317 amino acids)
Source: RefSeq, a predicted model, not a curated record
AUGGAGCAUAAUAACUCUCAUCUAACGGUUCGCUAAGAGUUGCCUGUAAAAUAAAGUGUUUUUAAUUUAAAUGAGCACUCUUUGCAACGAAAUAAACAACCGUUUUCAGCGCCCCAAACACAACUGCAUAAUGUUGCGUUUUAUGCAUAGACUAUAAACUGGUUGAACUGUUGGAGAAGAUGGUUUACGCAUCUGUUUGCUUAUGGCUUUUAGGAGUUUUAAAGUUGACACAGCAGCAGCCUCAGCCACCCAGCUCAACAGUAAAUGGCGUUUCUGUUUAUACAGAUGAAACGGAGACAAUAUCAGUGAUGGAGGGAGAUUCGGUCACUCUAAACACUGAUGUUAUUGAAAUACAGACACAUCGUCUGAUAGUGUGGACAUUUAGACUCAAAGGUUCAGAUACUGUUAUAGUUGAAAUCUAUAAAGGGAUCAUCUCUGUUUAUGAUAGUGAGAAUGAUGAGAGAUUCAGAGACAGACUACAGAUAGAUGAGCAGACAGGAUCUCUGACCAUCACAAACAUCAACAGAUUACACUCUGGACUUUAUAAACUACAGAUCAUGAAUAAAGACAUCAUAUACAAGAAUUUCAAUGUUGCUGUCUAUGCUCUUUUAACUGUUCCUGUCAUCAGUGAUUCUCCACAAAAACCUUCAGUAUCAGAAAGUUCAUCAAACUAUAAUUGUUCACUGCUGUGUUCAGUUGUGAAUGUGAGUCAUGUGACUCUCUCCUGGUACAAAGGAAACAGUUUAUUGUCCAGCAUCAGUGUGUCUGAUCUCAGCAUCAGUCUCUCUCUACCUCUGGAGAUUCAGUGUCUGGAUGAUUCCUACAGCUGUGUGGUGUCUUAUUCAUUCACCAACCAGACUAAACACCUCAACAUCACUGAUCUCUGUCACACGUGUCCAGGACCCAGUCAGCAUUUAUUUCUCACAGUCAUUGUUGUACUGCUGCUAGUGGCCAUAGCGGGGGUUGUGUUGAUGUAUUGUUACUGUAAAAACUACAAACGAGUGAAACAAGAAGCUCAGAAUACUGAGGAUCAGGUCAGUUAUACCGAUGUGACACUUAGCACACACCGAGCUUCAGAUAUGGAGAUUGUUGGACGGGAUCAGACAGAGUAUUCAAGAGUUGCUUUUAGAUGAUGAUAACACAGUCUGUUAUUGUAGAGUUUAGUCAUUAAAGGACAGAGCAUGUUGGAGCACAUGUCAGAGUGUAACAAAGCUAAACCUCAAAUGUAUUGCUGUCGCUGUUUACUACAAGUGACUGUAUUUCUGUUGCGUGUUAUAAACACUCUCUCAAAGAAUUUGAGCUUUAUUAAGAAAGAAAGACCAAAGAAACUACAGACAAUAUGGUGUCCUGCUAUUGGAGGGGCUUGCUGCCAAGUACAUUAGACACCCCAUUUACCUCAAUCUUGUUUGCACCUGUAGGCUUCAUAACUCUGUCAUGUCUAGACUUGAGUAGAGCUGGUUUGUAUGCUUAGUAUUAGUUAUUAUACAGCCAUCCACAUGAUACUAUCCAAUUCCAAAUCACAGGACAAAAAGAGAUAAAGAGAAAGAAGUAAACUCAGAAAAGUAGAU